This is a messenger RNA of Phyllostomus discolor (pale spear-nosed bat), 1204 nucleotides long. RefSeq names its product thioredoxin 2 (gene TXN2). Gene Ontology annotation, biological process: cell redox homeostasis. Gene Ontology annotation, cellular component: mitochondrion. Gene Ontology annotation, molecular function: protein-disulfide reductase activity. The transcript has 4 exons. Bases 175 to 675 code for a protein of 166 amino acids. Lineage: Eukaryota; Metazoa; Chordata; Mammalia; Chiroptera; Phyllostomidae. The record is from RefSeq and is a predicted model, not a curated record.
GCCAUUCGCGGGAAAUCCGGGCCGACCCUCCAGUUGCAGAGAGACGUGCUCCAGGUCGCUUGUCCCCGGAAGUGACGAUAAGCCCCUCCUCUAAGGAAGUGACGGCAGAAGUGCCCUUGACAGGCGGGGCGGGGCGGGCCGGGCUGUGCAACCCUCCGCUCGCGCUACGGGGAGAUGGCUCAGCGACUUCUCCUGAGGAGGUUCCUGGCCUUCGUCACCUCCAGGAAGCCCCCUCAAGGUCGGUGGGCACCGCUCACCUCCAGGGCUCUGCGGCCCCUGCAAGGCAGUCCUGGUGACGCGACAGUAACAGCCAGCCAAGCCCGGUCAUUAUACACCACCAGAGUCUGUACAACGACCUUUAACGUCCAGGAUGGCACUGACUUUCAAGACCGAGUUGUCAACAGUGAGACACCAGUGGUUGUGGAUUUUCAUGCGCAGUGGUGUGGCCCCUGCAAGAUCCUGGGGCCACGGUUAGAGAAGGCGGUGGCCAAGCAGCAUGGAAAGGUGGUGAUGGCCAAGGUGGACAUUGACGACCACACAGACCUCGCCAUAGAGUAUGAGGUGUCGGCUGUGCCCACCGUGCUGGCCAUGAAGAAUGGGGACGUGGUGGACAAGUUUGUGGGCAUCAAGGAUGAGGACCAGCUGGAGGCCUUCCUGAAGAAGCUGAUCGGCUGAGCAGCAGGGAAGAGCCCCGAUUGCCCUUGCCCGCUGGGGCCCCGUGGUCCCCGGGGCACCCGAUGGAGCUCACAGCCCAGUGUAGGCCCACCCCGCCUCCUCCCUUCCGUCUGGGCCCGAGGGCCCAUGCUGGGCAGACCCAGCCUCCGAGUGUGGGUCCUCCUCCAGUGCUUCCGACCCGGCCGGCGGCCAGGGUGGCCUCCAGAGGAAUGGUGCUGCUGCUGGUCUGGGGACAGCUGUCUCCCACCCACUCUCUCUGGGGCUGCCGUAGUUCUCCCGAGGCCCGCGGAGAGAGGCUGGGCCAGCCCACAGCGUUACUGUCGAGCAGGGAUGGCUUGGUCCUCAUCUCCCCGGCCCCGGCGUCUCAUCCUAACCCCGGUGCCUGGCUCCUCUGCCUCCUGCGUCUUUCUUCCCUGCUGUUUUAUAAAAAGAAAAAGAAGGAAAGGAGAAACCCAAACAAAUGAGAGUAAUAUAUAAUUCUCUCAUUUUUUGUAGGUCUGUAAUAAAGAACUUUAUGUGACCCCUUCUA